Marasmius oreades (fairy-ring Marasmius) is the source of this 1602-nucleotide messenger RNA. RefSeq lists its product as uncharacterized. The record is from RefSeq and is a predicted model, not a curated record. The transcript has 5 exons. NCBI's taxonomy places the organism in Eukaryota, Fungi, Basidiomycota, Agaricomycetes, Agaricales, Marasmiaceae. Bases 1 to 1602 code for a protein of 533 amino acids.
AUGGAAUACAAAUUGUACAGGCAGCUGUUCGAGUCUGCCAAAUCCAGGAUAGUUUUUUCCAUUUUGAACACUGUGCUGCAAGUCGCAUUGCAAGCGUGUCUUAUCCCUGUAACCAGAAAUUCCAACGAAGACCUUGCGGGUGCAGGUUGUUUCCAAGCGGGUGCCCUAGAUUGGUCCGACUCGUUGCUGGAAAAUAGUCUCCUCAUAUCAUUGCACCUCCUUGCUCUCUCCUUGCAUAUCUUUUCAGUGAAAAACAACUCUCCCUCUUUCGCUCCUCUUCUGUUAAUAUUAUUUGGCCUCUCGUUUGGGUCUAGCAUUACCCAGCUGGCCCAGUUUGCCCAGAUCGCCCCACAAUGCAAGGUGACACUCUCAGUAAUGAUUGCAUCUUUUCGGCUCUUCUUUUCCUCGAUUUUUCUUAUCGUUCUUGUGGUGUGGAUGAUCCCGUGGCGGUCAUCGUUUAUCAAGGAAUUUGCGUUGAAAACAUCUAUAUGCACUCUGUGGUACAUUGUGGCUGGAACCUCGUUGGUUGCCCAUAAUAUCUCACUAUUUUGCACCUGGGUUGCUUUCGCUUCCGCCCUUGUCCUCGACAUUCUCAUUAGAGAAUCACUUUCACGGCGUGCUUUGCGUAAGGACGCUCCGCCAACGACCAGUGCGGCGGAAACCCCUAGGGAAGAUUCGCAUGUUGAUGUCCGCAUGGGCGUGCCAUCACAGACGUUGCCAUCUACCACCUACGUAUCGGUGGGUCAGAGCAGCUUGACGAGCGGGCCCUUCGAAGGCCCCGUCGCUCACUCUCAGACAGGACCCACGAUAUCAAGCAAAUCAAGUCCCGAAAUUCGUUCUUCUGUCCUGACCGCCUACACGAAUUCAAAAUUAUCGACAGAGGCGUCCUCUGUGCGGUCUUCGAUUGGCGUGGAGACAUUCCACACGGCCGUCCAUCCUCGCUCAUCAAUGUCUUCGGGUUCUAUAUCGACGGUUGGGCGUUUGGAGUCACCAGAUAGAGAGCAAACAACCAUUAGAGUACGUGAUUCGGCUCGGCCUCCAAGGCUGUACGUGGGCAGUUCACCUCGCGCUUCAGUAGCGGAGGAAGAACUGCAGCCAUCUGGUCCAUCAGAUAACGAACAGCUGUCACUAUGCCGUCGUGAGGGAAUACAUAGACCACCAUCGCACCGUUUAUCAGGCUCGUCAAGUUCAGCUGUUAAUGCCUAUCUACCGGCCACACGAGAUGGAGAGGAUCUUCAAUCCCAGUCAUCCGGUGAACCCGAACCAGCGGAAACGGAGGGUAUGACGCCCUUUCCCAGUUCAUCGUCUCCCACGCCUCCCACGCCUUCCGUAUCAUCCAGUACACCUACAGUUCCACCUUACACCGAAGGGCCAUAUGUUUACAGGCAACGACAUGAUACACUAGCGAGUCACGGAACCUACGAGACACUACCGAGUUACCACUCCAGAAGAAGUAGCCAAACGCUCGCAGAGAUGUUGAAUGGACCCCCUCAGACACCUCGACAUGUCAGGUCUUUGCCUCCGUUGCCCCCCUUGCCGCCUUUCGCAUACAUGUCAGAGUCGAUUCUCUCGACGCAUAAUUCGUCGAGACCUGAGGCCUGA